GCGGGUGGGGGGCCUGUGGGCGAGGAACGCCUCUCGUCUGCUGUGCCUCAGCCACGGCACUCAAGACACUGCUGUCCCCUCAGCCGCUCACAUCUGAACUUGCUUAUGACCCAGGAAUCCACUGCAAUGGAUUGGUGGAAAGACAAUUUCUGGAUCAUCUUAGCUGUGGCCAUCAUCAUAGUCUCUUUGGUCCUGGGCCUCAUCAUGUGCUGUGUCUAUAGGUGGCUGUUCAGACGAGGUAGCAAGACAUUGGAAAUUGCUAAGCCCUUGAAACAGAAACAAAAAGAUGAAGAAAUGAUGUAUGAGAAUGUUCUCAAUCAAUCAUCAGUUCAAUUACCCCCUCUACCACCCAGGGAUUUUCUUUCUCAACAAGAUGCCUCCCCACAGGAAACCGCAAGUGCACCACCAGCAACAUACUCAUUGGUAAAUAAAGUUAGAAAUAAGGAGACCGUUUCCAUCCCGAGCUAUAUCGAGCCUGAAUGUGACUAUGAUGACGUGGAAAUCCCUGCGGAUAUGGAAAACCAUCAUUUUGAAACAACCAUUUCUUCUUUUUGGCAAGCUGAAGAGGGUUCACAUGGCUUAUUUUAAAACCAUCAAGAAUGGUUGAACUUCCAUGUGUCCAGUCCCGAAAGCAGUGGUAUCGUUAUGGGGCUGUAUAACAUAAGCACUUCUGAACCUUAGAUGAAGAUGUAGUGAUCAAAUGAUGUCAGCCAGAGAAAGAUGCAACUUCUCAGCCCUGAAGACCGAGAGGAGUCAGGCCUUGAGCUUUUGUUGAGCGAGUUUCCACGGGAAGGACCGCUGAGCUUCACGGUUCCCACCCAGAGAGAGUACCCUGUUCUCGGCACUCUUCCCUCUUUCCUUCUCUUCUUUGUUUUAAGAGAUCUUAAAGCUUGGGGUUUGAUUGUGCAGAGGCUUCUAGGCUCCCAUCUCCAGCACCAUGGCUAGGAGUACAAGGUCUUGUCCCCACCAGCCCCACCCACCUCCUGCAUAGUAUCUUCAGGUGGCAGUAGCAGCUGAGCGCUCUUGUGUGCAAAUCACCCCGUCAGCCUUGUGAGUUCUUCAAGGGUGGGGAGUGCUUUCUGUUCCUGUGAACCCUUUCCACCUACACACACCUCAAACCCCAGUGCCUCUCUAUGAUGUUGGUCAGGCUGAACAUAGUGUUCAAGUUCCCACCCAGUUUUUUUUUUUUUCUGUGCUUCCCAGUUGCACCAAAACAAUCAACAGAAGACAGAUGUUACACGUAGGAGUGUCAUUUUGUAAUAUGUGUAUUGGGCUACAGGAAAAGUAGGUUCUCCUAGGAAAAAUCAUGGGAAACAGGAAAGAAAGGGGUGAUUAAAUGGCAGAUUCAAGAUGAGAGUUAGGGGCUUAAGGCCUUCCUGCAUAAUUUUCAUUACUGCUUCCUCCCUAUAUAAAGCUGAGCCCCUUCUCUCCAGAUCACUGUCCCUGAGCGUCUGGGAGGCAGAAUCUCCAAUAUGAGGUGCUGUAGCUGAUGAGAUGCCAGGGGAGUGGGCUGCUGUCCUGCUAAAUGAGUACUCUAGUGUAGUCACUGAGCCUUAAAUCAGCUUUGUAGGCUCCUGAACCUCAUCAGUUCUUUCAAGUUGAUCCACUAGAGCUCCAGGACUUGACACUUUCUAACCAGACUCACAAGAUGCUGAUUUCUCAGCCAUCCCUUUAAAGGCAGCUGAUGAGCAGGGAGAGAACAUGAGCUGUGAAAAGGCCUGGGAAUGACUGCAGGGCUGAGCUCCUCUUCAAGAGAUGUUAAGCUUCCUCCUUCCACCAAUGCUGGACCAGUGGGGAUAAAUCUUUCUCCCAGGUUGUCUCUUUCUAGACUCCAUAGAGACCUCCAGCUUCCUGUUGAUACCUCCUUAUUGUAGGCCAGUGGUUCCCUCACUAUGGCCUUAUAGAAUUCUGGCAUUCAACAUAUCAAAGAGAGGACCCUUUUCCAAAAUUGUAGAAAAUAAGUUAACAGAUAUAAGUGUUUUACAUGUAUGCUUUCCCCUUGUAAAUUUCCUGUAAGCUAUCCACAUUUGCACAAAAGUUAAAAGCAAAUGCCUCUCAGCAUCAGCAUGCUGUAAUUACCUAUCUACCCAUCCCUCUCCUCCACUGGACUGAGAGCAACGUGGGGACAGAGACUGCAUCUCUCUUUGCCCCCCUGUUCUCUCUCUUCCCAUUCAAUGCCCAGGCACUUUGUAGACAGUCAACAAAAAUAUUGACUAAAUGAUCAGUUGAAUGAAUGAAUAAAUUCCUCUGGGACCUCACUACUCCGUGUACUUGGCCUUAUGAAAACGUUCCUCCCUCUGCAUUAUAAUUGCUUGGUUACAUUUCCAUUCUCCUUUUUUAGUCUGGGGCUCGUAUGGGGUGGAACUCACCUGGCUCACUGCUAUAUUCCAAGUAUCCAGGACAAAGCCUGGCACAUGGUAGGCACUUAAUAUUUAUUGGAUGUUGAACACUAAUGGAAAUUCUAUCAAUCAGUUGGACAAAAAAACAAGCAUGCAUUAUUUGGACACCUGUAAUAAAGCCCCAUUUUUGCCAAUAAUGUUGUUACAAGUUUGGAUGAUAGAAUUAAAUGUAUCAAGAUUUCACAGGACCUUCUGUGUAUCCUAACCCCAUAGGAAAUCCCAAGUCAGCUACCAGCUACAUACUCAUAAAGUUAGAAAUAAGAAGAUAUUUUCUAUCCCAAGCUCUAUGGAACCUAAAGAUGAUUAUGAUGGCAUUGAAAUCAUUGCAAAUAUUGACAACUGUCAUUUUAAAACAACUCCUGGUCUACUACCCUAACUGCUUUUGAGAAUUGAUGGUUCACUCAUACAAUAAAACCAUAGAUUAUAGUUUUAUUUUAGAAAGUUAUCAGUCUCAUCUUUGUGACACAAAUAAGAUUGUUGUCAGAGAACCAGCAGCAAGUUUUAAAAAUCAUGUGUAUCAACCCUAACUGGUGUGGCUCUGUAGAUUGAGCAUCAGCCUGCAAACCAAAG
This is a messenger RNA of Phyllostomus hastatus (greater spear-nosed bat), 2969 nucleotides long. It is a transcript of the gene SCIMP, whose product is annotated as SLP adaptor and CSK interacting membrane protein. Gene Ontology annotation, cellular component: membrane; tetraspanin-enriched microdomain; immunological synapse. The record is from RefSeq and is a predicted model, not a curated record. The coding region runs from base 106 to 588 and encodes 160 amino acids. NCBI's taxonomy places the organism in Eukaryota, Metazoa, Chordata, Mammalia, Chiroptera, Phyllostomidae. The transcript has 5 exons.